Messenger RNA from Amblyraja radiata (thorny skate), 930 nucleotides. Its product is annotated as ornithine decarboxylase-like. The record is from RefSeq and is a predicted model, not a curated record. Gene Ontology annotation, molecular function: ornithine decarboxylase activity. Lineage: Eukaryota; Metazoa; Chordata; Chondrichthyes; Rajiformes; Rajidae. Gene Ontology annotation, cellular component: cytoplasm. Bases 1 to 930 code for a protein of 309 amino acids. The transcript has 7 exons.
AUGGAAAGCUGUCUAAAUGAGAUUGACUUUGUCAUUCUGGAGGAAGGUGUCAUUGCUCAGGAUGUCAUUGCCCAGAAGAUCAAUGAGAAAAAACCCACAGAUGACACAGAUGCCUUCUACGUUGCUGACCUUGGUGAAAUUAUAAACCAACACCUGCAGUGGCAGAAGGCGCUGCCUCGAGUCAAGCCUUUCUAUGCUGUGAAAUGCAAUGACAACAAACCGGUGGUUUGGACUCUUGCUCAGUUAGGGACCGGCUUUGACUGUGCCAGUAAGAAUGAGAUUGCAUUGGUGCAAGAUCUUGGGGUCCUCCCAGAGAGAAUUAUUUAUGCAAACACCUGCAAGGAGAUAUCUCAUGUUAAAUUUGCUGCCGCCCAUGGGAUCCAGAUGAUGACAUUCGAUAAUAAGGAUGAAAUUUCCAAAGUUGCACGGAUCCAUCCCACAGCUAAGAUGGUUCUUCGCAUUGUCACAAAUGAUGCUUUGUCGUGUAUUCCCCUGAGUGUGAAGUUUGGGGCAACUUUAAAUGAAUGCAGACAGCUGAUGGAAUGUGCUAAAACCUUGAGUGUUGACAUCAUUGGUGUCAGUUUCCAUGUUGGGAGUGGCUGUAUGAAUCCGCAGGUAUUUGCUCAAGCCAUAGCAGAUUCACGUCGAGUCUUUGAAAUUGGGACGAGCCUUGGAUUUAACAUGAAUCUGCUUGAUAUUGGUGGUGGUUUCCCAGGCAUGGACAAUGACAAAAUAACAUUUGAGAAGAUUACAGCAGUAAUCAAUCCUGCACUGGACCAUCACUUCCCUGCAGCAAGUGGAGUCAAGAUAAUUGCUGAACCAGGCCGUUAUUACGCAACAUCAUCAUUCACACUGGCUGUGAAUAUCAUUGGUAGAAAAAUUAUUCAUAGAGCUUCAACUGACUCCGAUGGUAAAUUCUGCCACCAUUGA